This is a messenger RNA of Drosophila bipectinata, 948 nucleotides long. RefSeq lists its product as uncharacterized. Lineage: Eukaryota; Metazoa; Arthropoda; Insecta; Diptera; Drosophilidae. The record is from RefSeq and is a predicted model, not a curated record.
AUGAGCGAAUCGCCUAUAAAUAGCUCUUCCUCGAGUGCAAAAAAUAACAAAAUCAGUGAAAAUAAUGCGGAAGAUUCAGCUGCGCCCUUCCAAAGCGGCCUUUCCUUUCAAGUUCCAUCCAAAGCCUCGUCCAACAUUUUAGUCCUUAGCUACGAUUGCUUAGAAGGAAUAUUCUCACUUCUGAGCUUACAAGAUCAGUUGAGUUUUUCGCGUUCCAAUCGCAAAAUAGAACGGAUGUACAGGAACUACGCCCAGAGGAAGUACAAACACAUCACUAAAUACAUCUACCACACCCUCGAGGAAUCUGAUCUGGAAUAUCUAGUGGAACAAGUCAACGAGGAUUUAAUCAGCUAUGAGUCAUAUGUGUAUGCCUCUUCCCGAGCCGAGGAGGAGUUGCGGUUACUAAGAAUGCACUGCCCUAUGCUGCGGCGCCUCAAGAUGACUUUCAGUCGACCCCAUUGGGAGGACUUGAUCCAAUUGAAGAAUUUAAACACUCUUGAUGCCUUUUUAGAGUUUAGUAGCACUAAUGACUAUGAGAAGUUCUUCUUUAAUCUAUCAGAGAACCUACCGUGUCUGAGGAAGCUAGUCUUGGAAGCUCCCGACAACAAUGGGAAAGGACUCCACGUGCUGGAGAACCUAGAGCAUCUAGAGAUAGAUGACUUUUCCGAAUUAGAUGCCAAAUACCUGACCGAUUGCUUCAUCAAGAUGAAAAAUCUGCACUUUCUUAAAAUGGGAAUGUGGAACCCAUACCUGACCAACGAAAACUUAUCCGCGAUUGUCGCGAACUGCCGGAACUUGGAAACGCUUGAGUUCACCGGCAACAAACUCAUCAAUAAUGUGGAACUCGAAAGGGUUUGUGAGCUGCCCUGCCUGAAGCACUUAAUAGUGAACCUUCAAAGACUUGAAAGGCCGGGUUUGAUCGAGGGACUUGUACAGAACUAUGGGUAG